This is a messenger RNA of Mya arenaria, 2953 nucleotides long. RefSeq lists its product as uncharacterized. NCBI's taxonomy places the organism in Eukaryota, Metazoa, Mollusca, Bivalvia, Myida, Myidae. Bases 961 to 2922 code for a protein of 653 amino acids. The transcript has a single exon. The record is from RefSeq and is a predicted model, not a curated record.
ACUAUACAGGUUAUAGAGAUUUGAUGUGCACAUGUGUGGUUGAAAAUCGUUGCACAACGAAAUAGUUCAAGAUGUAUACGGAAUACCUUAAAUAGAACAGCACGUGGACAGAACACCUUAGUUGUUUGGAGUUGCACAACGAAAUAGUCAAACACGUGUACGGAAUACCUUAGUUGUUUUGUUUAACACGUGUAUGGAAUACCUUAGUUGUUUGGAGUUGCACAACGAAAUAGUCAAACACGUGUACGGAAUACCUUAGUUGUUUUGUUUAACACGUGUACGGAAUACCUUAGUUGUUUUGAGUUGUACAACGAAAUAGAUCAACACGUGUACGGAAUAAAUUUAAGUUAGUUGUUUGGAGUUGCACAACAAAAUAGUUAAAUACGUGUAUGGAAUAGCUGAAAUGUUUGGAGUUGCAUAAAAAAUAGUUUAACACGUUCACGGAAUACCUUAGUUGUUUGGAGUGCAUGUACAUAGUGCAUUACGCGUACAGACUGUGACAGCUUAACAUUGAAGUUGUCUGACGUUUUUAACUCCUUAAUUUGUUAAAGACAAAAACGACUAUCAGUGAACUAUGAUUAUACUAUAGUAGGGAAGUUUGGGUUCAAUUUGGACUUGAAACGGUAUGAUUAACAACGUUGCAAAUCUUUUUAGCUGAACAAAAUGAAUUUCAGACAGGAUAAAUAUCUUACAUGAAACAAUUCUCAGAGGUUUUACAGACGAUAAACAGAUAUUGAGAUGGUUAUUCAAUACGCUUAUACAUCAAAUCUUAUCCUGAAGUGGACCAUCAAUCAAAAACACUAUAUACGAGCAUCCGGGUUGUAAUUAAACGCCUGUCCAUUUUAUCUUAGCCUUAAACUGACUGAAUGUUGUACGAUAACGCACUGCUAAUAUAGUGCAAUCUUAAGUGGAUAUGGAAAUUAAAUUGAAACAUUUUCCCGUUGUCGAUCACUGAAAUUCAUGAGAGCUGAUACUGGGAGUCAUUGGAAUGUAUGUAACAUGUUUAGAAACAAACGCAAUUUUAAAGCUUUUGCUUUUAUUCUUAUAACGUGUGUGAUAUAUUUGUGCAUAAAAAGAAUGCUAUACAACACUUAUUCGCCGGUUUUGUUCAAUUCUUGCAACAUCACGGCUUUAGAUCCAUGGGACGAAUCGCUAAGGCCAUUUUUGAAAAAGCCGUUACGUCUUCCAUGUGAAGAAAAAUACGAGUUAUUUUACUUCCGCUCUGACGGACAGCUGUAUAUGAACACGUCAGUUGCGGACAAACACGGUCUCGAACUUUCAACCCAGGAGUGUUGGUUUCAAGUCAUUCGGAGAAUGGAUGGGGACUUACUCUUAAAGAUGUUGCCACGGCAACAAUUGCAACUUCCGAUGGAGAUUCGCGGCCAUAUCUUCCGUGUCACGUGCAAUGAAUGUGGGAACAAUAUUACACUAUAUGAUAUGGCACAUUUUAACCCUUUCUUCAACGAAUAUGCAAAACGCGACUCCAAAAUAGAAGCUGAAAGUGCCAGAAAGCCAAGCAUUAUUAUAUUUGGGUUAGAUUCAGUGUCAAGGUCACAUGCAAUUAGAAACUUACAAAAGUCAUACGCGUAUUUGCGUGAAAAACUCCAAAGUGAUGAUUUGGAAGGGUUCAGGAAAGUUGGUGAAAAUACAUUUCCUAACAUUGUCCCUCUGUUGACAGGAAAGAGUCAAUCGUGGUUCCCACACAUUUUUCACCUCCGUAUGCAUACAGACUCUAUGCCUCUCCUGUGGAACGAGUCACCAGCGGCAACUAUGGCGACAUUCUUUGCUGAGGACAGACCGGAUAUAUCUACCUUUAACUUCAUGAAAAGCGGAUUCAAGAAAAUUCCGACUGAUUUUUAUUUUCGUCCGUACACAUUGGCCAUGAAUGAAUUCGAACCGGUUUUUGGCAAAAAAUUGGGAAAACCUACGUGGGAUUGCUAUGGAAACAGAAACCAUUUCGAAAUUGAAAUUGAUUAUCUGAAAAGCUUUUUACAGAAAUACAACAAGAAACGCAAAUUCGCCUUCUUCUGGUCAAAUCAAGUCGGACACGAACAUUUUACAUCCGUUAGUAGAGGUGAUGAACCGUUUCUAGAUUUUCUAAGGUGGAUGGUGUCUGAAACGGAUAUGAGAAACACCAUAUUUAUAGUGCUCAGUGACCACGGCUUUCGUUUGGGUGGUGCCUCAUUGACACACAUCGGACGCGCUGAAAACAACAACCCUUGGUUAAUGAUUCACGUUCCAGAAAGUGUUACUAAAACAUAUCCCAAACUUCGGACUCAUCUUAAAGAAAAUUCGAAACACCUCGUUACGCAUUAUGACAUUCAUCAGACGGUUUUAGACGCGAUGCACGGGCGUGGUUUUGAGGACAAGACGUUAGUGCCAACAAAACAAUACGUCGUGCCACGGAACGUCUUUCAUCCUAUACCGGACGAUCGCACAUGCCUGGAUGCUGGAGUGGAUGAAAUAUUUUGCACGUGUGUAGAUACAGAACCAUUAGACGUCCACUCCUCUUUAGUGCAAUCACUAGCCAAUUUUAUUAUCAAGCAUAUAAAUAAGAUCAUCUACAAUCCAUCAAACACUUGUUCAAGAAUCAUGCUUUUAAACAUAACCGAAGCGAAAGUUGAAUAUUCGAAGAAAGAUUUACAAAACUUGCAUAAUUAUGUAUUUAAAAAUAGUUCAGAAGAAUUCACACGGUCCUUAGACCAAGAUACGGGACGGUAUACAAUAUUUAUAAACACUUUCCCUGGAUCGGGAUUCUUUCAGGGAACGGUGGAUUUUAUGUCAAUUGGAAAAGCCGCAAGCCUGGAAGACCAAAUGACUGUGGUUGGCGAACCAAUUCGUCUAAGCAGAUACGGUAACCAAUCCCAUUGUGUUGACGAUGUGAAACUGAAAACCUUAUGUUACUGUACGGAUUUGUUAUAACUAUUACUGGAAUAAAAUAUAGCUCAAUCUA